CCCAAACCCUCAUCGUCACCCAACACUCAUCCGGAUUGCAAGUCACCACAAAGCUCAAAAUGUCAGAAGGCUCCGAAAUCCUCGAAACGUACCAGAAGGAGUACGACACGCUGCAUGAGUCGCUCCUGAGGCAGGUUGAUGCGGUCGCGGCUGCAUCUGGGGAACAAAAGAAACUCCUAACCCACCAGCUCGAAGCCGGCUUCGAAGAACUCGACGAGAUCAUCUCCCAAAUGGAAGUCGAGCUGUCCACCCUCCCCGCCGCCACCCGCAUGCGUCUCGCCCCGCGCGUGCGUUCCGCAAAGGAUUCCACAAAACAGCUCCGUCGCACCUACUCCACCACCGCCGACCGCGACGCCCUCCUCUCCCGUCCCUCCAACAACGGCUCCCACGUGGUGGAUUUCGAGAUCGCGUCGUCUGACCAGAGGAGUAGAUUGAUGAACGGCACGGAGCGAUUGCAGCAGGGUAGUAGGAGACUGGAGGAUGCGAGGCGAUUGGCGUUGGAGACGGAGGCGGUGGGGAUUGCGACGUUGGAUGAUUUGAAUAGGCAGCGGGAGCAGAUUUAUAGGACGAGGGAUGGGUUGAGUAGUGCGGAUACGUGGAUUACGAAGAGUCAGGGGGCGUUGAAGACUAUGCAUCGGAGGAUGAUCCAAAACAAAAUCCUCUCCUUCGGAAUCAUCAUCCUCCUCAUCCUGCUCAUCAUCGGUAUCAUAUGGGCCAAGUGGUUCUAGGGGGGGCGGAAUAAACAACACCCAUCGUCCUUCCCCAUCUCCUCCCACACCCGUCUUCCAAUCGGUUCUUUCCAUGGAUCGUUCGGUCUCCCGCGACCCAUUCGUGCCACCCACACUUGACUCACCCCAUAUCCGCCACACAUCGCACAACAAGCAAAGUGUGGAAAAGACCGGCAUGGGAGAGACGCGCGAUGGGGAUGGGGGUGCGAUGGAAUGCGAUGUCACUUUGCAUCAUCCGUUUAUUCAUUGACUUCUGUGAUAUGUACAUAGGCCUCGAAAUAAAAAGAAGUUUGGUUUUCU
This is a messenger RNA of Fimicolochytrium jonesii, 1028 nucleotides long. RefSeq lists its product as uncharacterized. The record is from RefSeq and is a predicted model, not a curated record. The coding region runs from base 60 to 728 and encodes 222 amino acids. Gene Ontology annotation, molecular function: SNAP receptor activity; SNARE binding. Gene Ontology annotation, biological process: intra-Golgi vesicle-mediated transport; intracellular protein transport; macroautophagy. Lineage: Eukaryota; Fungi; Chytridiomycota; Chytridiomycetes; Spizellomycetales; Powellomycetaceae. The transcript is spliced from 3 exons. Gene Ontology annotation, cellular component: late endosome membrane; SNARE complex; endoplasmic reticulum membrane.